Molecule: messenger RNA, 564 nt
Organism: Aspergillus chevalieri
Lineage: Eukaryota; Fungi; Ascomycota; Eurotiomycetes; Eurotiales; Aspergillaceae
Product: putative cytosolic Cu/Zn superoxide dismutase
Exons: 2
Coding region: 1-564 (187 amino acids)
Biological process (GO): superoxide metabolic process
Molecular function (GO): metal ion binding
Source: RefSeq, a predicted model, not a curated record
AUGCAGCUCGGUCUCGUUGCCAAUGUCUUCCUUAGCCUUUGCCUCUCCGUAGCUGCCUACCCUACCAACUUCACCCGGGCUCCUAUUAUCGUGGACAACCCUUCGAAGCUCUUCGAGGCCCGUCUGCUCGAAAAGAACUCUACGACCAUCAGGGGCGCUCUCAACAUCUGGGCUCGGUCAGUCGGAGUCAAGGUCCAUGCAGACUUCUGGGGACUUCCGAGGGAGAAAGCUUUGCCGUACCACAUUCAUGCCCGUCGAGUCCCCGAGAACGGCAGUUGCGAAGCGACUGGUCCACACCUCGAUCCCUACAACCGCGGCCAAUACCCUCCAUGCGAUGCAACUCAUCCCGAAACAUGCGAGGUUGGUGACCUGAGUGGGAAGCAUGGUCCCAUGUACACCGCGGUCUUUGAGUCCUUCGAGGCCGAAUACCCGGACCACUUCCUUUCGACAGACCCCGACAGCCCUGCCUACUUUGGUGAUCUUUCUAUUGUCGUCCACGGGACCAACGGCGAGAGGCUCAACUGCGGUAACUUUGUCUUGAAGCAGACUGGCACUGAGUACUAG